Molecule: messenger RNA, 4704 nt
Organism: Echinops telfairi (small Madagascar hedgehog)
Lineage: Eukaryota; Metazoa; Chordata; Mammalia; Afrosoricida; Tenrecidae
Gene: GRIN2C
Product: glutamate ionotropic receptor NMDA type subunit 2C
Exons: 12
Coding region: 743-4399 (1218 amino acids)
Biological process (GO): excitatory postsynaptic potential; long-term synaptic potentiation; synaptic transmission, glutamatergic
Cellular component (GO): NMDA selective glutamate receptor complex; postsynaptic membrane; plasma membrane
Molecular function (GO): NMDA glutamate receptor activity; transmitter-gated monoatomic ion channel activity involved in regulation of postsynaptic membrane potential
Source: RefSeq, a predicted model, not a curated record
GAUGGCGAUGCUAGUAGCGAUGCCCUCCAUAAAGCGCUCGCGGCCCAGCUAGGCUAACAAGUUAAAAGUCACCAUUGAGUCGUCCAUGCCAACUCCUGGCGAGCCCGUGUGUGAGAGUAGAUCCGAGCCCCUUUGGGUCUUCAGUGGCAGAGGUUUGGGGAAGUGGAUCUCCAGGCCUUUCUUCCGAGGUGCUCCUGGGUGGCCCUGACCCUCCUGCCUUACUCUGAGGCACUGAGUACAUUAGCCAUUUGUCUACCUCCCAGGGAUGCCCCAAUGAGAUGGGUCCCUAGGAUAAUCCCAGGCAAGGAAGUGGGGCUCAGAGAGGUUAAGCAACUUGUCCAAGAUCACACAGCAAGGACGUGACAGAACCGGGGUGCAAACUCAGGUCUGUCCAACUCCAACCCGUGCAGACACGUAAGCACUGGUGUUUGCACUGUGUCCUCCUGGGGCCCGGCUGCAAUCUGUGAGUGUCGAACCAAGCGUGCUGUUCAACAGAGGCACGGCGGAAGGAUGAGCACCCCAUCAAGGCUCACCCUCCUCCCCAGCCUCUCCUCCGGGACAGUCCGGGGACACCUGCUAACUGUCUGUCUCUUUCUGUGUCUGUGGCCAUCUCUUUCUCUCCCCCUUCCCUUCCCCUCCUCUCUUUCUUCCGUCUAUCCUCUGACUUGGCCUUGGCCUCCCAUCUGUUUGUCUGUUGGCCUCUCUCUGUGCCUCUGUCUCCCCAAAGGACCUUCCAGUGGACAUGGGUGGAGCCCUGGGGCCGGCCCUCCUGCUCACCUCGCUCCUGGGGGCCUGGGCAGGGCCGGACCAGCAGGCUGUGACGGUCGCUGUGGUGUUUGGCAGCUCGGGGCUGCCCCAGGCCCAGGCCCGUGUGCGCCUCACUCCCCAGAGCUUCCUGGACCUGCCCCUGGAGAUCCAGCCCCUGACUGUAGGGGUCAACAACACCAACCCCAGCAGCCUGCUCACCCAGAUCUGCGGGCUCCUGGGCACUGCCCGUGUCCAUGGCAUUGUCUUCGAGGACAACGUGGGCACCGAGGCUGUGGCGCAGAUCCUCGACUUCAUCUCCUCCCAGACCCACGUGCCCAUCCUCAGCAUCAGCGGGGGCUCUGCGGUGGUCCUCACCCCCAAGGAGCCGGGCUCCGCCUUCCUGCAGCUGGGCGUGUCGCUGGAGCAGCAGCUGCAGGUGCUGUUCAAGGUGCUGGAGGAGUACAACUGGAGCGCCUUCGCCGUCAUCACCAGCCAGCACCCCGGCCACGCGCUCUUCCUCGAGGGCGUGCGUGCCAUUGCGGACGCCGGCCACCUGGGCUGGCGGCUGCUGGACGUGCUGACGCUGGAGCUGGGCCCGGGCGGGCAGCGCGCGCGCAUCCAGCGGCUGCUGCGCCAGCUCGACGCGCCGGUGCUGGUGGCCUACUGCUCGAGCGACGAGGCCCAAGUGCUUUUCGCCGAGGCGGCGCGCGCCGGCCUGGUGGGGCCGGGCCACGUGUGGCUAGUCCCCAACCUGGCGCUGGGCAGCACCGACGCGCCACCCGCCACCUUCCCCGUGGGUCUCAUCAGCGUCGUCACCGAGAGCUGGCGCCUCAGCCUGCGCCAGAAGGUCCGCGACGGCGUGGCCAUCCUAGCCCUGGGCGCACACAGCUACCGACGCCAGCAUGGCACCCUGCCCGCCACCGCCGCUGGGGACUGCCGCGGCCACCCGGGGCCGCUUAGCCCUGCCCGGGAGGCCUUCUACAGGCACCUGCUGAAUGUCACCUGGGAGAGCCGGGACUUCUCCUUCAGCCCUGGUGGGUACCUGGUCCAGCCCACCAUGGUUGUGAUCGCUCUCAACCGGCACCGCCUCUGGGAGAUGGUGGGGCGCUGGGAGCGCGGUGUCCUGCACAUGAAGUACCCGGUGUGGCCUCGCUACAGCGCCUCCCUGCAGCCCGUGGUGGACAGCCGGCACCUGACGGUGGCCACACUGGAGGAGCGCCCCUUUGUCAUCGUGGAGAGCCCCGACGCGGGCACAGGUGGCUGCGUCCCCAACACUGUGCCCUGCCGAAGACAGAGCAACCGCACCUUCAGCGGGGACGCAGCCCCCUACGUCAAGCUCUGCUGCAAGGGCUUCUGCAUCGACACUCUCAAGCAGCUGGCCAAGGUGGUCAAGUUCUCCUACGACCUAUACCUGGUGACCAACGGGAAGCACGGCAAGCGCGUGCGCGGUGUGUGGAACGGCAUGAUCGGGGAGGUCUACUACAAGCGUGCGGACAUGGCCAUCGGCUCCCUCACCAUCAACGAGGAGCGCUCAGAGAUCGUCGACUUCUCCGUCCCCUUUGUGGAGACGGGCAUCAGCGUCAUGGUGGCGCGCAGCAACGGCACCGUGUCCCCCUCCGCCUUCCUGGAGCCCUACAGCCCCGCCGUGUGGGUGAUGAUGUUCGUCAUGUGUCUCACCGUGGUCGCCAUAACCGUCUUCGUGUUUGAGUACUUCAGCCCCGUCAGCUACAACCAGAACCUCACCAGCGGGAAGAAGUUGGGGGGCCCUUCCUUCACCAUCGGCAAGUCUGUGUGGCUGCUGUGGGCCCUGGUCUUCAACAACUCGGUGCCCAUCGAGAACCCCCGGGGCACCACCAGCAAGAUCAUGGUGCUGGUUUGGGCCUUCUUCGCCGUCAUCUUCCUGGCCAGCUACACCGCCAACCUGGCUGCCUUCAUGAUCCAGGAGCAGUACGUCGAUACCGUGUCCGGCCUCAGCGACAAGAAGUUCCAGCGGCCUCAAGACCAGUACCCGCCCUUCCGCUUCGGCACCGUGCCCAACGGUAGCACCGAGCGCAACAUCCGCAGUAACUACCGCGACAUGCACGCCCACAUGGUCAGGUUCAACCAGCGCUCCGUGGAGGACGCGCUCACCAGCCUCAAGAUGGGGAAGCUGGACGCGUUCAUCUAUGAUGCUGCUGUCCUGAACUACAUGGCGGGCAAGGACGAAGGCUGCAAGCUGGUCACCAUUGGGUCCGGCAAAGUCUUUGCCACCACUGGUUACGGCAUCGCCAUGCAGAAAGACUCCCACUGGAAGCGGCCCAUUGACCUGGCACUUCUGCAGUUCCUGGGGGAUGGGGAGACACAGAAGCUGGAGACGGUGUGGCUGUCGGGCAUCUGUCAGAACGAGAAGAACGAGGUGAUGAGCAGUAAGCUGGACAUUGACAACAUGGCGGGGGUCUUCUACAUGCUGCUGGUGGCCAUGGGGCUGGCCCUGCUGGUCUUCGCCUGGGAGCACCUGGUCUACUGGAAGCUGCGACACUCUGUGCCCCACACGUCGCGGCUGGACUUCCUGCUGGCCUUCAGCAGGGGCAUCUACAGUUGCUUCAGCGGUGUGCAGAGCCUGGCCAGCCCCGCGCGGGCGCCCAGCCCGGACCUCACAGCCAGCUCAGCCCAGGCCAGCGUGCUCAAGAUGCUGCAGGCAGCGCACGACAUGGUGACCACGGCGGGCGUGAGCAGUUCCCUGGACCGCGCCACACGCACCUUUGAGAAUUGGGCCAGCCGCCGCGCUCCCUUGACGCCAGCCGCGCGCCCACCCACCCCGGGCGCGCCCCCUGAACCCAGCCCCAAGGCCUGGGGGCCGCUGGCAGGGGGUCGCGCCGCGCUGGUGCGCGGUGCUCUGCAGCCUCCCGGACGUGCCCCGGUGCCCGCGCUGCCACUGUCCGACAACCCCUGGGCGCCGGGCCGGCUGGCUUGGGAGACGCGGUGUCCGACUCGGGCCAGGCGCCACCCCUGGUCCUCGGAGCGGCACGCUCUACCGGAGCGCCCGACUCCUGCGCGCUGUCCUUACAACUCCUUUCCAAGAACCGACCGGGCAGCGCGCCCCUUCCUCCCGCUCUUCCCGGAGUCCUCGGACCCUGAGGACCUGCCACUGCUCGGGCCGGAGCAGCUGGCCCGGAGGGAGGCCCUGCUGCACGCGGCCUGGGCCCGCAGUCCCCGCCCGCGCCACGCCUCCCUGCCCAGCGCGGUGGCCGCGGCCUUCGCUCGGCCCAGCUCCCUGCCUGCCGCCUGUGCCGGGCCCACCUGCAGCUGUGGGGACGCUCGGCCGGCCUGGGGGCGUCCAGCGCUGUCACUGCGACUGCCACCCUGCCGUGUGGCCUGCCAGCAGGCCGUGCUGGCCCCCUGCGUGCACAGACAGCACGCCUGCCUUCACGCCCACACGCCGCUGUGCUGGCGUGCUGCUGGCCCUCACCUCCCCCCCUGUGCCAGCCACAGGCCCUGGCUUCCUGGGGUCUGGGGUCCGCAGGGCCGCAGAAACCGGACUCUGGGACUGAGCACAGGCUACAGGGACAGUGGUGGGCUGGAGGAGAUCAGCAGGGCAGCCUGUGGGGCUCACAGCUCCGAAGCUGGCCCUUGUUCCUGGAGACGCUUCUCCAGCCUGGAGUCGGAAGUGUGAGGCCAACAGUGGGGGUGACCGCCUCUGAGCAGUUGGGCUAGGUCUGGGCACUCCUAGCUUCUGCAGGAGCCCUGGUGCUGGGCCCUGAUCAUUGCAGCAUCAGAGCCCAACGUAGGUAGGGCAGUUGCUGUCCCCUCCCUGCCUGGAGCUCUAGGGAGCGAUGGUGCCAGGGUCUCCUCACUCUGGUGUGAGCUGGAGCCUCGUGGGGCACUCAGGAUGGACAGGACAAGCCCCUCCGUGGUCCAUGGGGGUGGAGGGUCUUCCCAUCACAGUGUGGGGGCAUUAAACAUAUCUUGUACAACCCA